This is a messenger RNA of Parasteatoda tepidariorum (common house spider), 676 nucleotides long. The record is from RefSeq and is a predicted model, not a curated record. NCBI's taxonomy places the organism in Eukaryota, Metazoa, Arthropoda, Arachnida, Araneae, Theridiidae.
AUCAUUUUCAGGCAGGAAAUCGGAGAGUUUGCUCAGACAGUCGAGACAGCAGUAAGUCUGCCAGAUUUAAAAACUGCCUGUCGCACAAUGUACAGAGCAAGGGCAAAGGCAUUGCCACCUUUGCCAAGCACUCUAAAAGAUAUUGUAGUCAAUGGGCGAAGACAAUUGAUGGAAGAGAAUUUCUCUUGUUGUUUGGAUUCUAUAGAGGAUACGACACCAACCAACCAAAAAAUUUAUUUGAUUUUCAGAUGUUUGGCACCAGGGAGAAUAUUGUGCCAAUCCAAAAAAAUUUACUUAGACGGAACUUUUAAAAUGGCACCAAAGCUUUUUUGCCAGCUUUAUACCAUUCAUGGUACAUACAUGGGUAAAAUAUUCCCAUUAAUCUAUGGCCUAUUGCCUGAUAAGACGAAACAGACGUAUUUACGUUUGUUUCAGCACAUCAGCAACCAGGCUUGGAUUAAUGGGCAUAUUUUUAAUCCAGAAUGUGCCAGGAUGGAUUUUGAAGCUGGCGCAAUGAAUGCUUUAAAAGAAACCAUCCCUUGGAUAGCGAUUAAGGGGUGUUAAUUUCACUACUCCCAGUUGAUUUGGAGGAAGGUAACUAAAUAUUGAGUCUUAAUGUUAUGCAACAUUUAAUUACUAAAUUAAGUUUAUUUUAAAAAUCAAUUUUAUUCAUACU